Messenger RNA from Botrytis fragariae, 1401 nucleotides. Its product is annotated as putative glycoside hydrolase family 51 protein. Gene Ontology annotation, biological process: L-arabinose metabolic process; polysaccharide catabolic process. The coding region runs from base 1 to 1401 and encodes 466 amino acids. NCBI's taxonomy places the organism in Eukaryota, Fungi, Ascomycota, Leotiomycetes, Helotiales, Sclerotiniaceae. Gene Ontology annotation, molecular function: alpha-L-arabinofuranosidase activity. The transcript has 4 exons. The record is from RefSeq and is a predicted model, not a curated record.
AUGGGCCGUUGCAUUUACGGUGGAAUAUACGAUCCUGGAAACCCUCUCUCCGACAAACAUGGUUACCGCACGGAUGUCCUCGGUGCGCUCCGCGAACUCGAUAUUCCUGUGAUUCGCUACCCUGGUGGAAAUUUCAUCGCUACAUAUCACUGGGAAGAUGGAAUCGGACCUAGAGAAAAUCGACCUGCUCGACCUGAACUUGCUUGGUUAGGAACUGAGACGAAUGAAUUUGGAACUGAUGAAUUCAUGCAUUAUCUCAGUGUUCUCUCAGAGGGAAAGGAAAAACGGGUCGAACCCUAUUUCUGUCUCAAUAUGGGAACAGGGACAUUGACCGAAGCAUUGGCGUGGGUAGAGUAUUGCAACGGUACCCGAAAUACCUACUAUGCCAAUCUUCGAAGAAAGAAUGGACAUAAAGAACCAUACAAUAUCAAAUACUGGGCACUAGGGAACGAAGUUUGGGGACCGUGGCAAGUUGAGCAAAUGACUGCUGAAGACUACGCCAAGAAAGCCCUCCAAUGGUCUAAAGCUCUCCAUCUCCUCGACCCAUCCCUUCAGCUCAUUCUCUGUGGCGAAACAGGUCUCUCCCCCUGGGAUCUCACCGUGCUACUACCCAAUAUUCACCACAUAACCAUGCACAGUAUCCACAUCUACAGCACCUCAUCCCAACAUCUCCCCAACGCCCUUUCACCCCUGCAAGCAGAAACCGCCAUCGAAUCCGCCGCCUCCCUCAUCCAAAUCGCACGCAUCCAAGCCAAGAUCCCUCCCUCAGUACCUGUCCCCAAAAUCUGUUUCGACGAAUGGAACGUAUGGGAUCCAUUACGUGCACCCGGAGAAGAGGGAGCCGAGGAAAAAUACACUCUAAGCGAUGCUCUAGCCGUCGGUGUGUGGUUGAAUGUUUUUAUUCGACAGAGUCGAUAUGUUGGGAUGGCUAAUCUGGCUCAGAGCGUUAACGUCAUUUCUCCAUUGAUGACAAGUAAAGAUGGGAUUAUUAAACAAACGACUUGGUGGCCAUUAUGGCUGUAUAUGGGUGAACAGGGAGGAGCGAGCUGGUUGGAUGUGGCGGGAAGUAUAGAUGAGGAUGGAGUAAUCAGUUUGUGUGUUGUGAAUGUGAGCGAGGAGGAGAGUUUCGAGACGGAUUUACUGGGGGUGAAGGGUGAGGUUGAGGUUUUCACUAUCACUGGAGAUAAUGUUAAGGUGACCAAUACGGCGGAGAAGGAAGAAGUGGGUAUUAAGGAAAGUAAAUGGGAUGGUAAGGGUAAAUACACUUUUGGAAAACAUUCUCUUACGAUGUUGAGAUGGGCAACGGGAGAGAAAGUUGUGGAAGUUAAGAGGGGUGAGGGAGAGAGAUUGGAUACGAGAAAGUUGGCAUGGGCGGGUGAUAGGGAACUUGAGAGAUCCUAA